CAUGAUCAGGUCCUUCGUCCAUUUCUUCUUCGGAGACUAAAGUCUGAUGUUGAGAAAGGUUUGCCUCCAAAGAAGGAAACAAUUCUUAAGGUUGGUAUGUCCCAGAUGCAGAAACACUACUAUAGGGCUCUGUUGCAGAAAGAUCUUGAGGUUGUUAAUUCUGGAGGAGAGCGCAAGCGUCUUCUUAAUAUAGCAAUGCAGCUCCGAAAAUGUUGUAAUCAUCCAUAUCUUUUCCAAGGAGCUGAGCCAGGACCUCCAUAUACAACAGGAGAGCAUCUCAUAGAAAAUGCUGGCAAAAUGGUUCUUCUAGAUAAGUUACUUCCUAAGCUGAAGGAACGUGGCUCUAGGGUUUUAAUAUUUUCACAGAUGACACGGCUAUUGGAUAUCCUCGAAGACUACCUGAUGUACCGUGGUCACCAAUAUUGUCGGAUUGAUGGAAACACUGGUGGAGAAGAUCGUGAUGCUUCUAUUGAGGCAUUUAACAGUCCAGGGAGUGAAAUUUUUUGCUUCUUAUUGUCAACCAGAGCUGGCGGUCUUGGUAUCAAUCUUGCUACAGCAGAUAUUGUAAUUCUUUAUGACAGUGACUGGAAUCCACAGGUUGACUUGCAGGCGCAGGACCGUGCCCAUAGGAUUGGACAGAAGAAGGAGGUCCAAGUAUUCCGUUUCUGCACUGAGUACACAAUUGAGGAAAAGGUGAUUGAAAGGGCUUAUAAAAAGCUGGCACUUGAUGCAUUGGUUAUCCAGCAGGGACGGCUGGCUGAACAAAAGACUGUUAAUAAGGAUGAGCUGCUGCAGAUGGUGCGGUUUGGUGCUGAAAUGGUAUUCAGUUCCAAAGAUAGUACUAUUACAGAUGAGGAUAUCGAUAGAAUCAUUGCCAAAGGAGAAGAGGCAACAGCAGAACUUGAUGCCAAGAUGAAGAAGUUUACAGAAGAUGCCAUCAAGUUUAAGAUGGAUGACACUGCUGACUUGUAUGACUUUGAUGACGAAAAGGAUGAAAACAAGGUGGAUUUCAAGAAAAUUGCCAGUGAAAAUUGGAUAGAACCUCCAAAAAGAGAGAGAAAACGCAAUUACUCAGAGUCCGAAUACUUCAAGCAGACCAUGCGACAAAGUGGUCCUGCAAGACCUAAAGAGCCCAGGAUUCCUAGGAUGCCUCAGUUGCACGACUUUCAGUUCUUUAAUACCCAGAGACUAAGUGAGCUGUACGAGAAGGAAGUGCGUUGUCUCAUGCAAGCGCACCAGAAGAAUCAAUUAAAAGACACAAUAGAAGUGGAAGAGCAUGAAGAUGUUGGAGAGCCUUUAACUGCUGAGGAACAGGAAGAAAAGGAGAAACUGUUGGAGGAGGGAUUUUCAACAUGGAGUAGGAGAGACUUCAAUGCUUUUAUCAGGGCAUGUGAGAAGUAUGGUCGGAAUGACAUAAAAAGUAUUGCUGCUGAAAUGGAAGGAAAGACAGAGGAGGAGGUUGAAAGAUAUGCAAAAGUUUUCAAAGAAAGAUACAAAGAGUUAAAUGAUUAUGAUAGGAUUAUAAAGAAUAUCGAAAGAGGAGAGGCUAGAAUUUCGCGGAAGGAUGAGAUCAUGAAAACAAUUGGGAAGAAGUUGGACCGCUACAAGAAUCCAUGGUUGGAGUUGAAGAUCCAGUAUGGUCAGAACAAAGGGAAAUUGUAUAAUGAGGAGUGUGAUCGCUUCAUGUUAUGUAUGGUUCACAAGCUC
Messenger RNA from Nicotiana tabacum (common tobacco), 1707 nucleotides. Lineage: Eukaryota; Viridiplantae; Streptophyta; Magnoliopsida; Solanales; Solanaceae. The record is from RefSeq and is a predicted model, not a curated record.